Messenger RNA from Toxorhynchites rutilus septentrionalis, 10162 nucleotides. Its product is annotated as neurexin-1. The coding region runs from base 823 to 6810 and encodes 1995 amino acids. NCBI's taxonomy places the organism in Eukaryota, Metazoa, Arthropoda, Insecta, Diptera, Culicidae. The record is from RefSeq and is a predicted model, not a curated record. The transcript is spliced from 23 exons.
UGUAACCCGAUGCAGAACGACGGUGAAGACUGCUACUGCUACGGUUCUUACGGUAUCAGUCCCGGGAACAACUGAUUCUGUGUGCUUCUACACCACACUCCUUCCAUAGUCUGGCUCUUGGUUGGGGGAAAAAAUCUAAAACGGGAAUUCUUUCCCAAAAACCCACCCCCCAAUCAAACGUGCGUUGUGUUGGUCCCGCAGCAGAGCAAGUGUUGUGGCGCUUUCGGUGAAUCUCGGUGCAGUGCAAAAAAGGGGCAGGAAUUUCGCCCGGAAUUUGCCGCAUUGGGAGCCCAAUGGGAAGAAGAGGAAGAAGAACGGAAACGGAAGAGUUGAAUAGUGUGUGAAUUUCCCGACGACACGGGAGAAAGAAGAAUGGAAAAUUCGACCAAAUGUCGACUAAAGGUGAUUCACGAGCAGCAAGGAUCUCUGCUGUUUUCCGAAAGAUCGGCAAAGUGUUUCCCGAGGAUUACGUGAUUGCUUGACUUGAGUGCUGGGAAUUGGAAUCCGUUCCGUGGAGCGUGAAGCGAGGAAGGACGCGACGACGUCAAGAGUGUGUGUUUGAAUAAGUGUGUAAUACGAAAAGCAGAGCGGAAAAUCAUAUACUAUUUAACGGAUAAACACAGAAAAGGGAUUUCGAGUGAAACCAAUUAGCGGCGAGGAGAAAAAAAAGUGCGCGAUAACAUAACACAAAACCCACAAAAUAGGACGGAAGGAGAGCGAAGCAUAGUUUGAGUUCCUCCAACGGUGGUAACCGCAUUCGGUUAUUUCUUAAACUGAGUGGUGAGUGCGGUGAGUGAAAGAGAGAGCGAGUGCUCGCUCUCGAUGCAGUGUGAGAACAAGAUGGCGGCAGCGCCCAAAGCAACCGAAGAGGACCGUCAGGGGGAGCAACCCGCCCCCACCCCUUUGGACACUUCCUGUAGACGGAAGAACCAAACAGCGUUACUGCCAUCGUCACUCCACUCGCGCGCUAGUCGCAUCCGGAAUAGCCGCAAUAACAAUCGCCAUAAUCGUAAAGAAAUGGAUAAAACCCGGCCCAAUGUUGGGAAAAAGCGAGCAGUCAAAGCCAGUGCUGCCGGCUUUCGUUGCCGUCGGUUAGAUCUUAUGAGCGUGUGGCAAAUGCUUUACAAUGUUCCGAAGUUGGCGCUGUUUGCGGUGCUGCUUAUUUCCUAUCUUGGAUCCCACUGCUGUUCGGGUUUCGUGCUCGAUGGGUCCCAGAAUAGUUUUGCCCAAUUCCGAAAGUGGUACACCGGACUGAACGGGACGCUCGAGCUGGAGUUUAAGACCGAACAACCGAACGGAUUGGUCCUGUACACCGACGACGGGGGGACGUAUGACUUUUUCGAACUCAAACUGGUGGAAGGAGCGCUCAGACUGAGGUACAACCUGGGCGGUGGAGCCCAAAUCAUCACAGUCGGCAGGGAUUUGCACGAUGGACACUGGCAUAAAGUGCAGGUCCUCCGCAAUGAUGAGCACACCACUCUUACGGUGGAUGGUGUCUCCCAGAGUCGUACCUCCCGAGGGAAGGAAUUCCUGUUCGGCAAGUUCGCCACCAAUUCGGAUGUGUUUGUCGGUGGCAUGCCCAACUGGUACAACUCAAAGCUCGCCUUGCUAGCGCUGCCGAGCGUUAUCUUCGAGCCCCGAUUCCGAGGCUCGGUACGCAAUCUGGUCUACUCCGACCAGCCCGGAGUGUCCCCCCGGAGACAGGAAAUGCGUCAACCGAGGGAUAUUAAGUGCGGCGACUCACCCUGUGAUUUGACGGCAAUCCCGCGAGAGAAGGUGACGAGGGACACGCACCAGCACAACAUCAACAACAUCAACAACAACAACAUCUACCACAAACACCAAUCCCGAAAGCCAAAAACCGCACCAAACGCAUCAUCUUUGACCGCAGCGCCAACGCCAACGGCUGCAACCACUGCCACUACUGUCAGGGAAGCACGUGACGCACAAUCCUCAGGUGUUUAUCCCCCCAACUAUGAUCUGGCGCAUAACUGCGUCAGGGCACUACCCUCGGACAAGGGAUUACGCAGCAAUGUAACGGACGCCUGCGAGCGGCACGACCCCUGCCAGCAUGGCGGCAUCUGCAUAUCGACCGAUUCCGGACCAAUCUGCGAGUGUCGCAAUCUCGAGUACGAGGGGCCCCACUGCGAACGAGAUAAAGCACCCUCGGAGGCCACCUUUCGGGGCACGGAGUUCCUGUCGUACGACUUGGGCCAAACCGGCGGUGAGCCAAUCGUGAGCGCACAGGACGCCAUCACGCUUUACUUCCGGACCCGCCAGCCAAACGGAUUGCUAUUCUACACAGGUCAUGGAACCGAUUACUUGAAUCUAGCGCUGCGUGACGGAGGCGUCUCGCUGACGAUGGGACUCUCGAACGGCAAGCAGGAGAUGCACAUCAAACCAGCGAGGGUUCGCUUCGAUGACCACCAGUGGCACAAAGUAACCGUUCACCGGAGGAUACAAGAGCAGAUUUCAUCGAUUACCAGCUUCUGCAGGUUGGUAGCCGUGGUGGAUGAUGUUUACACCGACCAUUCGCACAUCGCUGGCAAGUUCACGAUGCUCUCCUCAUCGCGGGUUUACGUAGGCGGCGCUGUCAACCCGCGGGCUCUGCUCGGGGCGCGCGUUCACAACAACUUUGUCGGGUGUCUCCGAAAGGUUGAAUUCUCGGCCGAUACGCUUCGCUUGAAUCUGAUCGAUUUAGCCCGAACCGGAUCCAAGCUGAUACAGGUGGCCGGACGCGUUGACUACCAGUGCCCCAGUGGAGAUCCGCAGGACCCGGUCACCUUCACCACCCGCGAAUCUUAUCUGAUGCUGGCCCCGUGGGAUGUUUCGAAGCAAGGUAUGCUGUCGUUCAAAUUCCGCACAAACGAACCGAACGGUUUAAUUAUCCUGAACACCGUGACGCGACAGCCGCGGCCGGACUUCUUCGCGGUCGAGCUACUGAAUGGACAUAUCUACAUCCACAUGGAUUUGGGCUCGGGUGCGGUCAAGGUGCGGGCGUCUAGACGCCGAGUAGACGAUGGCGUGUGGCACGAGCUGUCACUGAGACGAAGUGGUCGCGACGGGAAGGUUGGCGUCGAUGGACAGUGGAACGACUUCCGAACGCCAGGUGAAUCGACCCAACUCGAGCUGGACAGCCCGAUGUAUUUGGGCGGGAUUGGUCCUCCGUACGCCGACGUGGUGAUACCUCCGGCGAUCUGGACGGCCACGCUGCGGCAAGGUUUCGUCGGAUGUCUGCGGGAUCUGGUACUGUCCGGGAAGCCGAUCGAUAUCGCGGCAUACGCAAGACAGCAAGAUUCAGGAGCCAUCAAACCGUCCUGCCAUGUAGUGGCAAAUCAGUGUGGAGGUUCCGUUUCGCCCUGUCAAAAUGGUGGACAGUGUACGGAAGGAUGGAAUCGCCCACUGUGUGAUUGUUCGGCAACCCUUUUCACCGGUCCAACCUGUGGACGGGAGUCUGCAACGCUGGCUUUCAACGGAUCGCAACAUAUGGCCAUCUGGAUCGGUGGUAGCCAGGGAACUCGCACGCAAACGGAAGAAUUGGUGAUACGCUUCAAGACUUCUCGGCCGGCUGGUUUACUGUUGCUGACCAGCGCGGAGUCGAGCUCAUCCGAUCGACUCGAAAUAGGUCUGGUGGCGGGUCGUGUUCGGGCAAACGUAAGGCUUGGUGAACGCGAGAAGAACCUGCUGGCCGGCCAGGGCGUCCUCAACGACAACAACUGGCACACGGUUAGAUUCUCGAGACGUGCGUCCAAUCUCCGACUGCAAGUUGACGGGGCAGCGCCCGUCAGGGGUAUGUUAUCGGAGGCAAUCCUGGGUCGCCACAGCACCCUGGAGGUGAAGUCGCUGCACCUGGGUGGGCUGUUCCACGCCGAGGAGGAGAUCCAGAUGACGGCCGCGAUGCCCAACUUCGUCGGCCAGCUGCAGGGCUUCGUGUACAACGGACAUCGCUACAUCGACGUGGUGAAGACGCUCGGCCCCGAGCUGUCGGCACUGCCCACGACCACCUUCAAGCUGACCGCCCGCUUCAUAAACUCUCCCCCGGGAUCACCGUACCUGCCGGCCACCUUCCGCUCGAAACACUCCUACGUGGGUCUGCCGAUGCUGAAGGCCUACUCGUCGGUGUUCAUCGAUUUCCGCUUCAAGACGCUCGAACCGAACGGGUUGCUGUUCUACAACAGUGGCAAACGGAGUGACUUCCUGGCGGUGGAACUCGUCAACGGUCACAUCCACUACGUGUUCGACCUGGGCGAUGGACCGAUCACCAUCCGGGACAAGGCCCGCAUCCACAUGAACGACAACCGGUGGCACUCGGUCAGCAUACGGCGACCCGGCCCGAAGACUCACACGCUGGCCGUGGAUGAGUCGAUCGAGAUCUAUACCGCCAGCGGGAACAAUCUGCACCUCGAGCUCGAAGGGAUUUUGUACGCUGGCGGUGUGUUCAAGGAUAUGUACACGAGACUGCCGUCCAGUAUCGCAUCGCGAAUUGGUUUCGAGGGGUGCAUGGCAUCGGUGGAUCUUACGGAUUCUUCACCGAGCCUCACGGAGGACGCGGUCGUUCCAAGCUCCCUGGUGGUGUCCGGCUGUGAAGGGCCCACCAAGUGUAGCCAGAAUGCUUGUGCGAAUCGUGGUAUUUGUGUGCAGCAGUGGAACGCGUAUGCCUGCGAGUGCGAUAUGACGUCCUUCACUGGACCAACGUGUUAUGAUGAAUCGAUCUCGUACGAGUUUGGCAACAACAAGGGCUUGAUCCAGUACACGUUUCCGCCCGGCCGUCAGCCGGAUACAGAAGAGGACAACAUCGCGCUAGGAUUCGUGACGACCAAGUCCGACGCAGUGCUGCUGCGUAUCGAGAGCUCGACGACACAGGAUUACAUCGAGAUGGAAAUCGUCGAAGGCAACAUCUUCAUUGUGUACAACAUCGGAUCGCAUGACCUCCCGCUUGGGGAGAUUGGAGUGAAAGUGAAUGACAAUAACUACCACAUUGUUCGCUUCACCAGAUCCGGAGCGAAUGCUUCGCUCCAAAUCGACGACUACAACGUCCAAACGUUGUUCCCACCUGGUCAUCAGUCGACGAUUUUCACCUCGAUGGCCAACAUCCAGGUCGGCGGUAAGAUCUCGCGUAACGGGCGCGCCCGCAUCGAGCGUCCGUUCGGUGGCGUAAUCGCCGGACUGUCCGUCAACCGGCUGCGGGUGCUGGACCUGUCGGCGGAACGCGAUCCCCACAUCAACGUGCGGGGCGAUGUGCAAUUGGUAACUGGCGUUUUAGAUAGAAAUGACCAAAGAAUGCAGCAGAAUUCUUCGGAUAAUUUCAAGACCCCGGCCAGUGGCUACCCGGGCGUGAUGGACGAUCUGAUCUUCAGCGGGGCCGGAUCGGGCUGCCGAGGGGACGACGAGGACGAGUGUACGCCGCCGUUCGAGAAUGGCAGUGGCGACGACUUGAUCACACCGGUUUACGUGCCACCGACGAAGCAAACGACACAAGCCGGUGGUGGCGGGGCCGGUGGGAAAGGAGCUGGCAGACGCAAGGAUGAGGGGAAGCUGUGCGACGAUGAGGACUGUAUGCACGGUUCCGGAUCGGGUGAGGUUACCGAGGUGUUUACAACAUCCACGGCGAAGAGUUCGGAAACCGUCCCAGAUGUAACGUACACAACAGUUGAGUUCGAUAAGAAGACAGAUGGCACGACUACAUUGACCACCCAAGGAAAACCGGAGACUUACGCACCGAGUGAGACUACACGAGAGAUUGACUCGACAAGCAGCGGUACAACGGGAUAUGGUAGCAGCGCCGGUAGCACUGGCGGCGGUGGAGGCAAUAGCUACGGAACCAGUUACGGAACGACGGCAUCGAUAGGUACUACGGGUACAACGAGUGGUACAACGGGUGGAACGAGUGGUCGGACAACGUACACUACCGGUACAACGUCGGGAACAAGCACCUACGGAUCGACGACCCAGCAGCAAACACCCUCGGAGACGACGACCAGUUAUCGAGAUCGCGAUCGAGAUCACAUUCGUGAAACAACAUACCCCCAAACGCCGACUACGACAGAGGAUGAUGAGAUAGUCGAAGUUCGGCAACCGGAGGAUGAUGUCGAUACGGGACAGGAGCACAAACCACCUAUUGGACGACGGCCACCACCGGUGAAAAUUGUUGAACCACCUAAUCCGGAGCCAGAACCACCGUACAACGUUCAUCCACCGGCUUUCCCACCUACCCGUUUGCCGAAGCACAAGGGUGGGCGGAUCAAUUCGGAAGCAGAGGAACGCACAGCUAUGAUCAUCGGUAUUGUGGCGGGAGCGCUGAUCGCCGUGAUUCUGGUCAUUUUGCUGGUGCUGUGGAUUAAAUCGAAUGGUGAUCGUUCGUACAAAACCGAGCACGACAAGAGUGGUCUCUAUGGGCAAGGACCAAGUGCAGCUUUGCUUGGUGGGUCGCACACCAACACGCAUAACUCUCACUACAACACGCAUCAACAGCAGCCACACCAUCCACAACCCCCGCACUACAACGGAAGUGGUAACGGUGGAAGUGGCAGCAUGGGAGCCGCUGCGGCAGUAGGAGGGGGAAGUGGUGGCGGCCAUCACACAAAUGGCAGCAGUACUUUGCCGUUGAACGGUUCGCUACGACACCAUCACAACGGCGGCAACGGUAUGGGUGGGGGCGGUGGCGGUGGUAUGGGAAUGGGUAGCGGUGGCAGUGGAAUGAGCAUGGGUUACAACGGAAGCGACCGGGGUAGCAUGCAAUCCGGCGGGCUGGGCCAACCGCAGAAGACGAAAAACCGAAACUCCAAAGACAUCAAGGAGUGGUACGUCUAGAGAUGCACAAAGGCACUGACACAAAGACACAUGUUCACACACGCGCAUCAAGACGAUAUAUUUAUACUACACCCCCAGUACCCAAACAAACAAAAAUGAGGAAGGAAAAAAAUGCGAUACACUCACCAUCACAUGCGCCAACACCUAUUUAUAUCGAACAUUGAUUAAUUAAGAGCAUUAUAAGAUUGUGAUGAAAUGAGCAGAACACAAAUGAGACACACAAACCUAUCACUGGUCAUUAAAUUACUGCAAAGAAGAAAAAAAACUGAUAAACUAAAGCCAUUUAGGACAGAAAAAAACACUUGAUUCAAUAUUUGUAAAUAGGGAACACUCAAACUCAAACCAAAAUCGAUCAAAUAAAAAUGAUUGUAAGGAACGUAACGUGAGGAAGAAAAAAAACAGUUAAAAGAACAGAAAUAGGAAUUAAUGCGUGCUGAGGCUGUGCCUCGCGAUUGCCGAGGGGUCACACACACAAAAUGACAGUUAAUUAGAGAAAAUGCUUCGAAAGAUUUUUAUCGAACUGUUGGAAAUUCUGUUUUAGGUUUUGUGAUGCAAGUUUCUGUGCGUUUGAGCAACAAAGCAGCCGCGCAUGUGCAGAAUCGUAGCAACCGCUGACUAAUUAUAGUCCGAAAUUGAAACUAAGCGAACUUAUUGUGAUUAUCGUGUUUUCUAUCUUUAAAAACAAACAUAUAAAGAAAAAAUAACAAAGUGUUGUGUUUGAGUUGUUCGAACUAAUUUUAUUUGUUUUCCCCGCUGAACGAAGAAACACCGUCUAAAACCGCUACAUAGUUUAUAUUAAUCGAAUUUAUUCGCGGAGAAUUUACAUGCAAAAAAUUGUCUAGUGAGCGCAGCGCUGUUUUUGACAGUUUAUCGAGUUUUCUAAUAUUGUGAAUUGAAAAAAAAAUCGUUAUCUUUCUGUUGGAAUCGCAUUUGACGCGCUCCCUCAGACAAGCAUUGCUUGCUUGGGAGCUGUGUUGUUGGAUUUCUAUAGAUUUUUCAUAGAAGAUCACACAAAAAACUGAGCUGCGGCGAAGAGGUGAGUGGAAUAUACAUAAUUGUCGGUCAGUAUGAAGAAUUGUCACAAACAGAGAACAAAAAAAAGAUCUUUGAACAAGCAAUUGUUUUUCUGCACAAAUUUAAUAUACUAGGUGAAAAGCGCAGAUAAGCUACCGUAUUUUUGAAUACCUUUAAGAUUGACUCCUAGUAAAUCUCUCGAAAGUGAAAUACACAAUCUGUAAAUGUUUUCGUUUUUCUUAACGAUCAAACAUCAGUUCUUUCUGCCGUUCCGCGUAAUUGUCCUUUUUGAGAAAUAAGCCCCCUUAACUAUGAAACAACCAAUAACCGCUCGCGAUUAGAGACUCAUUCGAACGUAUUUACACAAUCAUUGUUCACUUAAGUAAGACAAAAAUCUCAAAUUCUAAGAAUUCUUGCAAUUAAACAACAACAAAAAACGAUACAUUAAACUCUAAACCGCCGGAUUAAUUUUUUGAAGAAACUCAAACCUAUACUUAUCGAUCUAAGAGAGCUCUUAUAUAGAGAAAAGGAAACUUAGUAACACCGCCCCUCUCGUCCCCCUUGAGAGGACCGUCUUUCGUCAAUCGAGAGCAACCCUACCGACAAGAAAAAAAAACUCUUUUGAAAUGCACAAUUUUUGUCCGCGAAGCGAAAUGCACCAAAAAACAACACACACUUUAAAAAAUUACAAAUCAACAAUAAAAAAUACAAAUGUACUGUAUCUCGCAACAAAAAAAAACAGCCAAGUUUUUCUCAAACGAAAUUGAACACAACUAAACAAACGGGAAUAUAAGCAAACUCUCUCACUACUGAUUUAUGACUACAAACAGUAGCAGAAAUACGAUAAUUUGAACGGAAGGAAACUGCUUGACAAACAAACCAACAAACAAACAAACAAUAACUGUAUAGAUUUCAAAAUUGAGACUCGUACAGACCCAACCGGAAAUUAAAUGUUCUCUCUCUCUCUCUUUCUCUUAUGAAAAGCCCAUACAUAAAUUAUACCAGAAAGCAGGAGAUGAAUAUUGAGAACGAUUCUCAUUUUUCACGCAAAAUAGUAACGUUAAUAAUCAUAAUAAUAAUCGAGAAUCCGAAGCGAUAUACGGUUUUGUUUCCCUCCCACUCCCGGUCAGACAGACAGAAACAGAAGAAGUCGCGCGCUAUGCUUCUCUUCUAGUUUUUCUCUCUCCCUCUCGAAGGCAAAACACACUCACAAUCCUUUUCGAUUCUUCGUUUUCAAGUGAUAGACGUAAACAAUUCUAACGAGCGACUUAGGAGUAUGAACCAUAUUUAAAAUGAACAACAUAUCAGUUUUAUACCGAGAAUCUAGGCGAAAAAAUGGCGAAUGCGUUCCCCGAGCCCCUCGUGCUGAGGGGGGCGGGGAAAAGUACAACUGAAUGAAAUGUUAGGAAAAUUGAAAAUGAUACAACUCAAUCCUGUCGAAAAUCAAACAAUCAAUCCCGAAAUGUUGCUUUUGAUGCUGUCAAUGACACAUUUUUCCAACCAUCUCUCCGAAUCUUUCUUUUUUCAUCCCUCACUUAAUCAACAGUCGUAGAUUUUGCUUUACACUCAUCCUUAGAUAGGUAGAUCAAAUAUUCACAUCCCUUCGAACCCUUUCUUUCUUUUGUUCAACCAUAAAUCAUCCGCAAAUUGUACAUCGAACGAUUCAGUCCAGUUUUUCUCGGCUCCAGCGACAUUUAAAUAUUCAUACAAAUCGACACACACACAAGAAAAUCAAGAAUCCGUGAAUCAAUCAAGCAGUACCCAGAAAAGAAAACUCAAACUACUACUAAUAAACAACUAGAUAAGCUAAUGAAAAAAAAUGAAUGGAAGGAUUUGACUGAGAAACCUAGGAAGACGAUGAAGCAAGAGAAUCUCUAGAAAUAUAGACAAUGCCUACUAGAAGAAAAAAAAGCAAACACAACUAUGGAUGAAAGCUUUAAGUUAUGCGCUAAUCCCCUCAAACAACAAAAAACUAAGCUACACUCGAGAGAGCCCCCGUUUCCCGUUUCAUUUAGCCCAGUUAGUGUGCGAACCGCGCAUUCGAACACAAAUUGAGAAUUGAGAAAGCUUAGCAUAAGAAUACAACAGGCGACGCAACAGCGCGAAUCAGCCACGUGUGUUUGGUGUGCGAGAUCAAUUGGAGGACACCUAGGAGAAAACGACAAACCAUCAUGUUAUUUAAUUUGUUAAGUUGUAGAAUUUGUAUAAAAAUUAGCAAUAAAGGAAAGAACAACACAAAAAAUGAAAAAAACAAUAAUUAUUGAAUAAUUGCUAGAAGACGAUUGCGCUAGACGAAAUGAAUACUACUACUACACAAGAAAAGAAAAAAAAACCGAAA